GGCGGAAGGUAGGGAGUGUUUCCGGGUCAGGCAUCAGGCGUGCGCCGUGGAAAUUUUGGGCUCAUGGUGCGGCGGCGGCGGCAAGCAGUGGCGGGGAAACGUGAGGUCCCUUCCGCGCUCCUCAGUCCGCCCUCCUCCUCGGAGGAUGAGGCCCCGGAGGAGGUGUCCUUUGGCGUGGCCAAAGAGGCGGCCGAGACCGAACGGAAACUCGUGGGCGAGGCAGCCCGGAGGCACCGGGAGCAGCUGAAGGAGAAGCGGCGGCGGCGCCAGGAGCUGUUCACGGAGCAGAAGAAGCGGAAGCUGCUCCCCGAGGCCGUGCUCCAGGAGUUGACCGCCGCGCCGCUCACACGAGCCGAUGAGGGGCAGGAGGCGACAGGUGACCCAGAUAAACAACAUGGAGAUGGGGCUGCAAAGAAGAGAAACAGACAACCUCAAAAGCAGGUGAAGAAAGACAAGGGAAGAAAGGGUGCCAGGUCACAAGGAAACUAUAAGGCUGUGUGCUUAAAAGAUCAGAGUGUAACAGGCCUCCACGAACAGCUCGCCAGAGACUUUGUGAACACUCAUCUCUAUGGAUCAGAUGCCAACCGGGCACAGGCAAAUGAAUUUUUUUCCAUUGAAAAUAAGAAAAAAGCAGUUAAAGCACCUGCAGUUCAGUUUGUGGACAAAUCUUGGGGGCAAGAAAAAAAGGAAAAAGCAACAAGGUUUAAAAAACGUUGGCUCGCAGCACAGCUUAAAAAUGGAGUAUGAAGACAGUUUUUUCAGAAGAUGCCAUUAAGGACUUUUUAACUGAGUCAGUCUUGCAGCACAACAAAGGUGGUUUUCCCCUGACUGCUCCAUCAUCACUCUCUGCUUUAGCCAACAGCCACCAGAAGGCAGUAACCUUCAGGAAGCAGUGCCCAAGCUGACUUCUAUUCCCUCCUCCUUUCAGCAGCAGCUGGGGCAGCUAAGGAACAGCUAUGCUGGGGCAGUGACUGGGUAUCCUUAAUACUGCUUCAGAACAGCUGAUGUUGCAAGUACAGUUGUACAGUUGCCUCUGUGAGGCAGCUCCUUCACAGAGAAUAAAGAUGAAUGAUCUGUUCUGGAUGCUGAAUUUCUUAAAACAGUCAAUUAUUCCUGUUUUUCCAGUUCCAGUACAUCACCAAAGAAAGGCUGUAUCCUAAUACCAGGAUCAUUAAGUCAGCUCAGGAGCAGGAUAAUUACUUUCAAGGAAUAAGUUUUUGUCUACGUUUUCAGGGAGUACUGAAUUAGCUUGUCUGUGACUGGACCUGUGAGCUGGGCUUGCUUUGUGGCACAAACCUUUUAACUUCUGAGAGCCCAGCCAGGGCCGUGCCCUGAGGUGAGGAAGUGCCCUGCCUGGCUGGAGAGGUCAGCCAGGAUGCUGAAGUCCUGGGUCUGCCCAAGAGCCAGUGCUCUAGGAUAGAACUCCUGAACCAAGAAAAUGUAGCAUACGAGUCCAUGCUACUGUGUAUGUAGAAGUAAGUUUUUAAUGGCUGGUUAAUUAUGAUAUCACUACAUUUUAUUGCAAUAUAGUACUAUUUAAGCACUUUUAAAAAUGCAAGGUGUACAAAGAUUAAAUUAAGACUGUAAAUUGACUAAAUAUUUGGUUUUUAUAUAAAUAGGUCAUAACCACACUGUGUUGACAUGUAAUACUGUUAUAAUACAACAGUUAAACUGGUGAGUCUACACAACAGAAGCUGUCUGUAGUUAAACAAGGAAACAAAGUUGAAAAGACCAUGUUAAAA
Molecule: messenger RNA, 1742 nt
Organism: Calypte anna (Anna's hummingbird)
Lineage: Eukaryota; Metazoa; Chordata; Aves; Apodiformes; Trochilidae
Gene: NOL7
Product: nucleolar protein 7
Exons: 8
Coding region: 64-747 (227 amino acids)
Cellular component (GO): nucleus
Molecular function (GO): RNA binding
Source: RefSeq, a predicted model, not a curated record